AUGGCCGCUGACCGUUUCAUACCUGUUGGGGGAAAAUGGGCCUGUGAAGGCAGUCAACGGUACAUCACUAGCAGUUUUUCUUUGGACGACUGGCCCUUGCGCACUGCGACGAGGACGGGGGGUCGUGUUACGCUUGAGGAGUUCUCCGCGUGUCUUCAUCGUCCGUCGGACUUGAACACCGUCGCGACGACGCCAACGUAUCUUCGGCUGGAGCGUGCACUUUCUUUUGUUAUGGCUGAAGCUGUGGUGGUGCAGGUGUUGCAGUCGCGCGGCGGCAACAGCAGCUGUCCGCACUGCACUGCGUAG
Molecule: messenger RNA, 306 nt
Organism: Trypanosoma rangeli
Lineage: Eukaryota; Euglenozoa; Kinetoplastea; Trypanosomatida; Trypanosomatidae
Exons: 1
Coding region: 1-306 (101 amino acids)
Source: RefSeq, a predicted model, not a curated record